AUGAAUAUCACUGGAUUUCCUGUUCACACCACGGCAAGGGGGAACACCACGACCAUUCCCUGCAGCUCUGUGAGUGUUGAGAAUGGGAAUUCAUCCAGUUAUGCAUAUGGCACACAUUUUGCAGACGCAUUUGAAGUAACCACAUACGACUAUAGUGACUAUGACGAUGGUGUUUGCAAGUACAAGCCACACGGAGCCAGCUUCCUGCCAGUGCUGUACUCCCUCUUCUUCAUCCUGGGGUUUCUGGGGAACGUUCUGGUCUUGUGGGUCAUCCUGAUGGGGGUGAAACUAUGCAGCAUGACUGAUGUGUGUCUCCUGAACCUGGCCUUGGCUGACCUGCUCCUGGUCUGCACCUUGCCUUUCCUGGCCCACCACGCUACAGAUCAGUGGGUGUUUGGUGACGUCAUGUGCAAAGUGGUACUCGGCGCCUACCACAUUAGCUUCUACAGUGGCAUCUUCUUCGUCACCCUGAUGAGUGUGGACAGGUACCUGGCCAUAGUCCAUGCUGUGUACGCCAUGAGAGCCAGAACACGGAAGUACGGGGCCAUCGCUGCUGUCGUGACCUGGCUGGCUGGAUUCCUGGCCUCGUUUCCUGAGGCACUGUUUCUUAAAGUGGAGAAACACAACGAGAAAGAAAAUUGUCGCCCUGUCUAUGAUGGACACACUUGGGGAAUUUUUGGCCUUUUCAAAAUGAACACACUUGGUCUGCUAAUCCCCCUCGUCAUCAUGGGGUUUUGCUACACACAGAUAGUGAGAAGGCUGCUCAGUUGUACAUCCUCCAAAAAGCAGGCCAUCAGACUCAUUCUCAUUGUGGUUGUGGUGUUUUUCUGCUGCUGGACUCCGUACAACAUGACGUCAUUUUUCAAGGCCUUGGAGUUAAGUGAGGUCUACUCAAGCUGUGAGAGUAGCAAAGCCAUCAGACUCACUCUACAGAUCACAGAGGCCAUGGCCUACUCCCAUAGCUGCCUGAAUCCCAUCCUCUAUGUGUUUGUGGGGCAGAAGUUUAGAAGGCCUCUCAUAAGACUGAUUAACAAGGCUCCCUGCAGGAUGUGUCAGUUCAUGAAAAACUACCUGCCCUGGGACUUCAGAGCCUCGAGGACAGGAUCUGUCUACUCACAGGCCACUAGCGUGGACGAGAGGUCUAUUGACGUGUGA
Salvelinus namaycush (lake trout) is the source of this 1155-nucleotide messenger RNA. RefSeq names its product C-C chemokine receptor type 5-like. The coding region runs from base 1 to 1155 and encodes 384 amino acids. The record is from RefSeq and is a predicted model, not a curated record. Gene Ontology annotation, molecular function: chemokine receptor activity. NCBI's taxonomy places the organism in Eukaryota, Metazoa, Chordata, Actinopteri, Salmoniformes, Salmonidae. Gene Ontology annotation, cellular component: membrane. Gene Ontology annotation, biological process: chemotaxis; G protein-coupled receptor signaling pathway; immune response. The transcript is spliced from 3 exons.